GAAAACAGAAAAAUAGUAUUUUCUAGUACCCAUAUUACGUAAUAAUUUAGUAAUUUUACCUUCUUAGAAACAUUGUUACAUGUUUCGGUGUUGAUUUUAGUUAUUUAAAUUUGUGUUAUUGUUGUUAAUUAUCUUAAAAAAAUGUAUUCGUUUAGAAGUGAAAAUUCUAACCAGCUGAACGCUCAUAACAUUAGGAUUACUGAACUUAAUCCGUCGACUUCAGCCAUGUCACAGCCUCAGACACCAGGAAAAGUGAUCCACCUUCCAAAAGUCAGGAUGCUCAGUCGUGGUGGCAGGGUGGCGUCGUCUGGAGUGCGCAUCACCAACGUGAAGUCUAUCAAACCACCAGACCCUGAGGUGGUGAAGAAACAGGAGGAGGAGAAGCUUAGAGCUCAGCUCCAAAAAGAGAUCGUCUCCCGUUCCCGACUAUGUGCCAACAAAAGCUACGAAUGUCUCCUGCCAGUGGUGACCGGACGGCAGUACUGCUACAGGCAUAUCUUGAGAGACCCCACCGCGCCGUACAGGCAAUGUAACCAUACCUUCGGCAAUGGGGAGCGGUGUAACAUGCCCGCUCCUAUAGACUCCAGGGAUCAUCGGGAUCCAGGGUUAUGUUUCGAGCACGCCCGCGCAGCGUUGUACGCGCGGCAACGCAGCGCGGCCGCCCCGCCGCCCGUCGUUACCACCGAGACUCUUCUCAACCAGCUACAGCAUUAUGUUAAGCCGGAACGUCCGCGCACGACAUCCUGUGCAUCAUCAGUGUCUGUUGUCAGCGAUCCGGCUGAACAGGAACAAGCUGAACCGCAGGUCGUUGAUCCAUUCAAGCAACUAGACGCGACAUCGAUAAACGCGGCGCACGCGACGUCGAUGAUGGAGUGCGCGAGCUGCAGCGACAGCGACGGCGAGAGCGUGGCGCUCGGCCCCGCCGGGGACUGCCGCGCCGGGGACCACGAGGACCUCUCCGACACGGAGGACGCGCCCUGCGAGGAACUGCCUCUCUGGAAAGCCGGAGUGUACACGGCUGAGGAAGCGGUCUCCGUGGCCAAGACGUGCCUGAAGCUGCUACAGUCUGCCUAUAUAAAGCAAAUGUCGAGGCUACGAGUGUUGUUGCAGAGCGCUCGACUCAAUUAUUUGAGGGAUAUGAAGGCAGAGAAGGAACAGUAUUGUAGUAUAAACUCCCAAUCCCGUAGCGGUCCGCUGACGGUCCGCGAGCGGCGACAGCUGCGCAAGUUGAAGGCGUUCGCCAGUUACCACAGAAAGCACGGACAGGACGCCGUGCUAGCUAGGAAGCUGCAUCGGAAGAGAGAUAAGCUGAGCAGUGCGUGGACAGCGCCGCGUCCGCUGCCGUCGCAGGCGCGCUGCACGUUCUCCGAGGGCGGCGUGCGCUGCCCCGCGCCCGGACUGCCCGCGGCACGGCACUGUCUGCGGCACAUACUGCAUGACUCGCAGCAGGUACUAUUCGCGCCCUGCGGCGACACACGAGGAGUAGCGUCGUGUCGGGAGCCCGUCGCGAAGCUCCCUCUGCCAUCGUCAGCUUGUCGCUACCACACCGACCCGCCUGUCUACACUGUUUUCAAUUUGAAGAAAGACGGAUCCGACACAGAAUCGGAGCCCCAGUCAACAUCAGACGAAUCUCAUGUGGAAGAAGCUGAUGCUUCAACGGACGACCGGGUGGGAGUCCAGGAGCUUGAAGAAGUGGAGAUGACUUCCUUCAUACCGCAGGAACUAACGGACGAAUGACGAAUAGCUGAACUGGUCUACCAAAUGUACGAAGACUUUGGACAGUGAUAACUAGUCUACCAAAUGUACGAAGACUUUGGACAGUGAUAACUAGUGUUUAUAAUAUUAUAAACUUUCGUGAGACAUGCUAAAUUAAUUAUUAUGUUAUCGGCUUACUCACGUAAUGAUAAAUGUGUGGCGACACAUUGACAAGUAACAAGUGACAGAUGACAGAAGUCGCACAUAGACUAUCGACGAGCAAAUCAACGGAUGACGUCACAAAUAUCCUGCAUCGCACAUAUGAAGUUUACAUGCGAAAUAACACGGAUAGAAAAUCCCAACGAACAACAGUUGGGCAGAAAGCCCGCCAGGCAUGUUCACCUCGCCUGGUCGGAGGAUCCUCCUUUUCUUAGGGAACUUUACUCGCUGUUCCCUAAAAAUGAUAUUUAUUUCUGUAAAUAGGUUAUAAAAUAACACUUCAAUAUUUCAAAUAGCUAGAUGAGGAAUGUAAUUUCUGACUGAUUCGUUGGUCUAAUGCUAGCAAGCGCGACUACUGGACAAGAGGUUUUGAUACCCGGGUCGGCAAAGUAUUACUUGGCUUUAUUCGAAAAUUUCUCAGUGGUAACACGGAGUCCGGAAUUGUGCCCGGUAUAUGGCAAUAGGCUCACCCCCUAUUACAUGGGACUUGUAACACAAAUGGUGAAAAGUGGGUGUACAUUGUAUAGCGAUAUUACAUGCCGUAAUGUGCAUCUCUGCUUACUCUUUCAGGGAUAAAAGUCGUGACGUUGUGUGAACUCGAUUAGAUAGGCUCAUGUUCAUGAGCCUAUCUAAUCUGUGCGACAUACGACGCGGCGACUGUCUCAUUUAUACUCUGUCUGAAACUAUUAGAGUUCCUUGUCAAAUAAUUACGUGAGUAAACCGGAAAAUAUAGUAAUUAAAUUAGUGAUACCAAGUGUUUAAGCCUUUAACUGCCAUCAGAAAACUGUUGAAGACAAAUCCUCCACUAACGUGGCAGUUAAUGUGUUAAAUAAAAGGAUAUUUGGUUCCUAAUAAGUGGGACUCUCAUGGAACCUAAUAAGUGGUGAUAAGUGACUCUUACAUUGCGUAUAAGCAACUCUGUUUACGCCUUUAGAAGUGAAAGAAACCAUAUAAGUGUGUGUGUGUUUUAAAACUAUAAUGAAGGAUGUAUUCCAAAGAAUUUCAAUGAAAAGUGAUUUGUGCUAUGUAUAAUGUAUGUGACUUUUGGACGUAAAAAAUUGUUAUAGUUGUUGGGCUAUGAUUACAAAUGUGUGAACUGUCAUAAGUAAUUUUUAUCAGUACCCUUAGUAUGAGUUUGUUUUACGUUGAACGAAAAUGAAACGAGAGCGCGUUCAGCGCUUUGAUUGGCCGGUAAGAAUGAACCAACCAAUCAGAGCGUCGAACGCCCUUUCGUUUCGAUUACUUUAAACGUAAAGCAAACUCAUAAUAAGGGUGCAGAGGGCUUAGUAUGAGUCUGUUUACGUUUAACGAGCUGGCUCGAUAAACCAACCAAUCAGAGGACUGAACGCGCUCUCGUUUCGAUCUUGUUAAACAUAAAACAAAGUCGUACUAAGCCUAUUAUACUUAUGCCAGUUCUUGUGAUCUGUUUAUAAUACUUUAGGUUACAAUGGGACUGAUAUAUGCUAUGCGUAAAAGCCCAUUUAUAUAAAUUAAGUUGUAAAAAAAAACCUUAUGCCAUUUAUACGGGAUAGUCACAUUCG
Molecule: messenger RNA, 3455 nt
Organism: Spodoptera frugiperda (fall armyworm)
Lineage: Eukaryota; Metazoa; Arthropoda; Insecta; Lepidoptera; Noctuidae
Gene: dgt1
Product: KAT8 regulatory NSL complex subunit 2
Exons: 11
Coding region: 142-1737 (531 amino acids)
Cellular component (GO): NSL complex
Source: RefSeq, a predicted model, not a curated record